Aureobasidium pullulans EXF-150 is the source of this 418-nucleotide messenger RNA. RefSeq lists its product as uncharacterized. The transcript has a single exon. The annotation marks the transcript as partial. The record is from RefSeq and is a predicted model, not a curated record. NCBI's taxonomy places the organism in Eukaryota, Fungi, Ascomycota, Dothideomycetes, Dothideales, Saccotheciaceae.
CACAGUCAGCUGAAAACUGGGCAUCCCGUCCGCUCUGCCAUACAUAAGCAGUUGAACGGCAGAUUAGUACUACGGUGGGUGACCACGUGGGAAUCCCUGCUGCUGUAUGUUUUGUUUUGCCAGUGCAGGAGUCUCUCUCUUCCUUGCGGCCUUCUUGUUUUUGGUGAUCUCGCUGAAUCAAGUCUUUUUGCCUGCACGACCUAGAUUGGAGGAUGUUCAAGCUUUUUGAGCAACAUACACCAUCUCCGAAAAGACCCCGUCCUCAUAAGCCAUUAUGAUACGGAUCGAUAGCGAAUAUUACCAAAUGGCCAACAUGGGCCAGAAAAGAGCGAGGCACAUGUCUAAGUCGCUUCAAAGAGUGUCUUCGGGAGGUAUAAGCGAUAAAGACAACCAGGAUCGUCAGCUACACCGAUGUCGU